CGCGUGUGUAAAUGGCUCCUCCUGCCACAGAAAAUCGAAAUCGGAGGUCUCGGACCGGAGCGCUCGGACAGUAAAAUCGCUUCCUCGGAGUCCAAACCGAGCACAUUUUCUGUGCAAUGCACUUCAGGCUUUUAUUUGCAUUUUCUCAACUGUUAGCAGUGUAAAGAUUCAAAGGAAAGGGCUGCAGUGGUGUGUGUUUUAACCCGAAACCCGUCAAAUGAACUCCGUCAGAGCGACUAACCGCAGACCCCGGCGAGUGUCGAGGCCGCGCCCGGUGCCGCCGGACAGAAACAACGCAGAAAGAGAUGAAGAAGUUCCUGCAGAAAUGGUUGCAGAAGAAUCCGGUCAAGGAGCUCAAAAUAGUCCAUAUCAACUUCGAAGAAAAUCACUGUUACCCAAGAGAACAGCGUGUCCAACCAAGACCAAUAUGGAGGGUGCUUCCACAUCAACAACAGAAAACUUUGGGCAUCGGGCGAAACGCGCCAGAGUGUCUGGAAAAUCGCAAGAUCUGCCUGUUACCCCAGCAGAGCAAUACCUGCAGGUGAAGCUUCCAGAUGAGGUGGUUUUAAAGAUCUUCUCUUACCUGUUGGAGCAGGAUCUGUGUCGAGCAGCAUGUGUGUGUAAACGCUUUAGUGAACUAGCCAAUGACCCAAUCCUAUGGAAGAGACUCUACAUGGAGGUGUUUGAGUACACACGGCCCAUGAUGCACCCCGAAUCUGGAAAGUUUUACCAGAUCAACCCAGAGGAGUACGAACAACCCAAUCCCUGGAAGGAGAGCUUUCAGCAGCUGUAUAAAGGAGCUCACGUCAAGCCGGGCUUCGCUGAACAUUUCUACAGUAACCCAGCCAGAUACAAGGGCAGAGAAAACAUGCUGUAUUACGACACCAUCGAGGACGCUUUGGGAGGGGUUCAGGAAGCCCAUUUCGAUGGUUUGAUAUUCGUUCACUCUGGUAUCUACACGGAUGAAUGGAUCUACAUUGAGUCGCCCAUCACCAUGAUAGGCGCUGCUCCAGGGAAAGUCGCAGAUAAAGUGUUUAUCGAAAACACCAGAGAUUCAACGUUUGUGUUCAUGGAGGGCUCGGAAGACGCGUAUGUCGGAUACAUGACGAUAAAGUUCAAUCCGGAUGAUAAAUCAGCUCAGCAUCACAACGCCCAUCACUGCCUUGAGAUCACAGUCAACUGCAGUCCCAUUAUUGAUCACUGCAUCAUCCGCAGUACCUGCACAGUGGGCUCGGCGGUGUGUGUAAGCGGGCAGGGAGCGUCACCCACCAUCAAACACUGUAACAUCAGUGACUGUGAGAACGUGGGACUCUACAUCACAGAUCACGCACAGGGCAUUUACGAAGACAAUGAGAUCUCCAAUAAUGCUCUAGCAGGGAUCUGGGUGAAAAACCACGGCAACCCCAUCAUCAGACGCAACCACAUCCAUCACGGUAGAGAUGUCGGAGUGUUCACCUUUGACCAUGGCAUGGGUUACUUUGAAAGCUGCAACAUCCACAGGAACCGGAUAGCAGGUUUUGAAGUGAAGGCGUACGCUAACCCUACAGUCGUACGCUGCGAGAUUCAUCACGGACAGACGGGAGGCAUUUACGUUCACGAGAAGGGUCGAGGCCAGUUCAUCGAGAACAAGAUCUAUGCAAACAAUUUUGCCGGCGUGUGGAUUACCUCAAACAGUGACCCCACAAUCAGGGGUAAUGCCAUAUUUAAUGGCAACCAGGGUGGUGUUUACAUAUUUGGCGAUGGCCGAGGUCUCAUUGAAGGGAAUGACAUCUAUGGCAACGCUUUAGCUGGGAUCCAAAUCCGGACCAACAGCUGCCCGAUCGUACGGCACAACAAGAUCCAUGACGGACAGCAUGGAGGCAUCUAUGUGCAUGAGAAGGGUCAGGGUGUGAUCGAAGAAAAUGAGGUGUACAGUAACACAUUAGCAGGUGUUUGGGUGACAACAGGCAGCACGCCUGUACUGCGCAGAAACAGAAUACACAGCGGUAAACAGGUUGGGGUUUAUUUCUAUGAUAACGGUCAUGGUGUGCUGGAGGAUAAUGACAUCUAUAACCACAUGUACUCUGGAGUUCAGAUCAGAACUGGCAGCAAUCCCAAGAUCAGGAGAAAUAAAAUCUGGGGUGGACAGAACGGAGGCAUUCUUGUUUACAAUUCAGGCUUGGGCUUUAUAGAAGACAACGAGAUCUUUGACAACGCCAUGGCUGGAGUUUGGAUUAAGACCGACAGCAACCCCACGCUCCGCAGAAACAAGAUCCACGAUGGGCGAGAUGGAGGAAUCUGUAUUUUCAACGGAGGACGAGGUUUGUUGGAAGAGAACGAUAUCUUCAGGAACGCUCAAGCGGGAGUCCUCAUUAGUACAAACAGCCAUCCUGUGCUUCGAAAGAACAGGAUAUUCGACGGUUUUGCUGCUGGUAUUGAGAUUACAAAUCAUGCUACAGCAACGUUAGAAGGCAAUCAGAUUUUCAACAAUCGAUUUGGUGGAUUGUUUCUUGCAUCCGGUGUCAACGUCACAAUGAAAGAUAAUAAAAUAAUGAACAAUCAAGAUGCCAUUGAAAAAGCUGUAAGCAGAGGUCAGUGCCUGUACAAGAUUUCCAGUUACACCAGCUAUCCAAUGCACGAUUUUUACAGAUGUCACACCUGCAACACGACAGACCGCAAUGCCAUCUGUGUGAACUGCAUCAAGAAAUGCCAUCAAGGGCACGACGUAGAAUUUAUUAGACAUGAUAGGUUUUUCUGCGAUUGUGGCGCUGGGACUUUGUCUAACCCGUGCACGCUAGCCGGAGAGCCGACUCACGAUACAGACACGCUGUACGAUUCGGCCCCUCCUAUAGAGUCGAACACACUGCAGCACAACUGAAGUGGAGCCCUUCUGAACUAACAGACUAUAAUGUGCUCAGUCUAGUACGGACGAGCGUACAAACUAGAAAUAAUUCAAUUUUAUAAAAAAAAGAACUCUUUGGAAAAAAGAAAACAUUGUGUAUACUUGGACGAUGCAAGCUGAGAGGAAACAUUUUUAUUUAAAGAAAUGAAAAACAUUCUGCUGUGGACUUGUUAAUCCCGUUUCCCCCGUCAGUCUUUACAAAAAAAAAUGGGACAGAUCCUGACCCUGAGGAUUUAUGGGUGACCGACCUCAAGUGGACCCUGAGCGUAAAGACUCGAAAUGCUUCCCGUGCACCUGUUCUCCAAAAAACGUCACCAUGCUAUUGUACAUGUACGGAUAAAAAAAGACCCAGCACUUCAGUUAUUUCAGUUUUUUAUGGUUUGAUUUUAAUGCUUUCUCAUGUAGUUUUGUAUUUCAAGCAAAAAUCUUAAAUGUACUUGAAUGUCUUUUUAUUUUAUUAAGUAUAUUAAUUUCGGGGUUGUUUAUACCUUAGACUUGCUGUAUUUGUUCUCAUGUCGCAGGAUGUAUGUUCUUUCUGUGAAAGAGAUUCGAGGAAAAAAGGAUGAGAAACACUAAUGUAUUCUCCAGCAAUGUACCGAACGCAAGGAAAGUGUUUUCAUGAGCCUGGUAACGUCGUUGACCACACGCAUUCAUUCUGAAGUGAUUUCCCGCCUCUUUAUCUCGACCGGAGACGCUAGACGCUUGUGAAAGCACGCAGAGACCGAAGUGACGUGCGACCAGGAAUAACAUUGCUGGAGAUGUUAAAGAUGCUUCUCGCUCAUAUGAAGCUCUGUGGAGUAUAUGUACAGUUUUAUUUGCGCUUUUCCCCUCCAUCCAACUGUAUUUGGUGACUGUGGGUUCUCUUACAGCCUGAAUUGUAUGCAUGUUCCAUGACAUCUAGACUUAAUAUAUUGUGAAGUACUCAAUAACCAUUAUGUAGCUGUUAGUAAUUAAUCAAAAGUUUAAUUUCCUAGUCAAAGAGGAACGUGUUACAUUUUUAAAAAUAAACUUUAUUAGAUCGUU
This is a messenger RNA of Misgurnus anguillicaudatus (oriental weatherfish), 3904 nucleotides long. The record is from RefSeq and is a predicted model, not a curated record. NCBI's taxonomy places the organism in Eukaryota, Metazoa, Chordata, Actinopteri, Cypriniformes, Cobitidae.